This is a messenger RNA of Fusarium venenatum, 258 nucleotides long. NCBI's taxonomy places the organism in Eukaryota, Fungi, Ascomycota, Sordariomycetes, Hypocreales, Nectriaceae. The record is from RefSeq and is a predicted model, not a curated record.
AUGAGUUCAGCCGUUCAUUCCGGCACGCAUUUGCUCGACAGUUUUAUUCAAGCGUCAGCCGCAUACCUUAUUCCCGGCGCUUGUUUAUUCGCCAACCUUGCUGCCUACCUCAACAAAGAUGAUAUCAAGCCUUACGAAAUUCUUGGUCUGAACGUCUUUGCCAACCUUGUCCUACUCUAUGCCUACCUCCGAGGCGAUCGAGCCGCUCCUGGUGCUCGAUGCAGCGAUGCCCAACGCCGUGAUGCUGCAUCAUCUUGA